This is a messenger RNA of Lytechinus pictus (painted urchin), 3764 nucleotides long. RefSeq lists its product as uncharacterized. The record is from RefSeq and is a predicted model, not a curated record. Lineage: Eukaryota; Metazoa; Echinodermata; Echinoidea; Temnopleuroida; Toxopneustidae. The transcript has 4 exons. The coding region runs from base 130 to 1077 and encodes 315 amino acids.
AAAUCAAUAAAUAGAGCUAGAUGCCACACAAUCCCGGCAUUUCCUUUCAACCGCAGACAAGCAAUUAUCGAUACGUCUUGUCUUCACUCUGUUUCUCAUUUUGUACUUUUUUUGAUUGCGUACAGAGCUAUGGCUGAGUUCAAAGUCAUUACGACCAGUAGCGAUGUUCCUGUGGGGUGGCGAUUGGCGACGCAUGAGGAAGUAGAAGGUUAUGAGGAAAAGGUUGUGGGCUUACUUGGCGACAUAGAUGUAUGGGCCAUCGCUAAGCUUGCAGACGGAUGGAAAAUUUCCGGUUCGGGGUAUAAUAACCAAAUUCAGAAAUGUGCAGAUCCUUCCGAAGAGAUGGGCCAUCGAGUGAUCAUCAAUAUGAACAAAUCUUUCAAAAUCACUAGAGUCCAAGAUGAGAUUCCUGGUGGGUGGAGGUUGGCGACUUACAUGGAGGUGAAGGAUAAUAUGAGAAGUGUUAUAGAUUUACUUGACGAAUGGACCAUCGCCAAGCUUCAAGAUGGGUGGCAAGUUGCCGGUGGAGGAUAUGGCAACAAAGUUGAGAAAUAUGAUGAUCCCAACAAAAAUUUCGGGGACCAGUUGCUUACCAACGUGAUGAAGAAAGAAUUUAAAGUCACUAAAGUCGAAUAUGGGAUGCCUGGUGGCAUGAGGUUGGCGACUUACUGGGAAGUAAAGGAUUCUAUGAAAGAUGUUACUGAUUUGCUUGAUGAAUGGACCAUCGCCAAACUUCAAGAUGGGUGGCAAGUUGUCGGUGGAGGAUAUGGCAACAAACUUGAGAAAAAUGAUGAUCCCAACAGAAAGUUUGGAGACCAGGUGAUCACCUUAAUCAGGCCAGUGAAGGAUGUUCGUGUUGUUGGAAUCGCAGAGGGCAUCACACGGGAUUGGAGUUGGGCGACGAAAUCACAGGUCGAAAGCGUAAAGGGAGAUGUAGAAAAAUUACUCGGAGAAUGGUCUAUUGCAAAGCUCCUAGAUGGAUGGAAAAUUGAUGGUAAAGGAUACGACUAUAAGAUCACCAAGUGUGAUUCUGAUGAGGGUAUUACGGAAAUGGUUAUUGUACAAGAAUCCUUCUAGAAAAUAACGAUAUUAGCAAUUCUGGAUUAGGGGUGGAGGCAAACUUUCCAGCCAGACGUUCACCUUGAUUCGGGGGGGGGGGGGCUCAUAUUAGAUUAGGCAAUUCGGGCCAUGCGAAGAACUUUUCCAAUGGGAAAUGGGUAAGAGGGUUAAUGUGGCUAUUUUAGAGACAUUUGAAAGCGAGGGAUUGAAGAAACCUAGUGGGUUAUAGAAGCAAUAAGUUGCAUUUGCACUUUCAUAUUAAACAAGGGAACAUGAACGAUUUGUUACGAAAUUGUGCUGAUUGUUUCAUGAAGGAUAGCAAAGUUUUCCAUUCGGCGGUUUAAGGGGGUUUGAUUCAGCACCCCCCCCCCCUCAUUCUUGAAUUUCAUUAUUUCUGGAUUUUCAAGAAGUUUUGUCUUAUCAAGUAUAGGAAUGAAGAAAAAAAAGGAUGUUUAAGGAGGAUUAGGGACUCCAUAAAGAGGCUGAUCAAAUAAUCGGGAUACAUCUAACAUUUACAUGUUAGAAAAAUAUUAAUGUAUUUUUUUGAUAAAAUAUGUAUAUUUUGUUCACUUGGCUCAUACUCAAGAAAAUUAAGUAUCAAAAUAGGUAAACGCAGAAUUUCUUCCCUUUCAACUAACAAUGAAAACAAAGGGCUGUUUUGAUAACUUUAGCAUGUUUAGGACUGUAAUAUAGGAGUUGCUAGUGUUUAUUUAUGAUCGGUGUUGACAAUUUCAGGCCUAUUUCAAUACUGCCUUCUGUGUUAAAAAAAAGUCCUUCAGAAAGCAGUACACGAUUGCAUUCGUAUUUUUAAGGGAUCGUCCAGGCUGGAAAUAUUUGUAUUUCGAUAAAUACAGUAAAAUUCACAAAGCAAAAUGCUGAAAAUUUGAUCAAAAUCGAAUAACAAAGUUAUUGAAUUUUAAAGAUUUGCAUUAUUUCAGUGAAACAGUUUUAGGCAUGUCUUUAUGAAUAUUCAUUAGGUGGGCUGAUGAUGUCAUAUCACCACUUGUUCUUUUGUAUUUUAUUAUGUGAAAUUAGGUUUAAUCAACAAUUUUCUAUUAAGAACUAAUUGGAUUGACAACUAAUUAAAUGCAUUAGUCAUUGAUUGCCGCAACUUAUUUCAUCAUAAUGGAGACACAUCAUUUACACAAUGUAUGAAAAAAUGAAACAUUUAUGAUUUCAUGUAAUGACAUAAGAAAAAGGAAAGUGGGGAUGUGAUAUCAUCAGCCAACCUAAUUAAUAUUCAUGACGAUAUGCAUAUAACUGUUUUCACAAAAUAUUGAUAAACUUUAAAAUUCAAUAAUUUCGCUAUUUGUUAUCAGAUUUUGAUGAAAUUUUCAGCAUUUUGCUUUGUGAUUUUUUUAUAUUUAUUUAGAUGUAAAUAUGUUCAGUGAUAUAAACAAGAUAGUAUAUUCAUCCACAAAAAAGCUUGGUCAUUUCUUUCGGCACAAAAGGAAAGUUGGAGAAUAACCAAUUCACGAUCAAAAUGAUAUAGUAACAACCUACCGUGUACUGAUGAAAUAAUAUAUCUAUAAGUGUUAUACUUGACUCACAACUGACGUGGUCUUAACAUAUCAAGUAUUAUUUCACGUACAAUGGGAUGUAUUCACCGCAUAAAGCAAUGCCUGAUAAAACUCUUGUAAAUUUAUAUUUUUGCCUUAAUUUUACCACAAAAUGAUUAUUGUUGCACUGCAUUGGGAAACUAAUCAAAAUAAUAAAUAUAAAGGUUACACUUCGUAAUUCCGAAGGUUCGUAAUUCCGAAGGUUCUUUAUUCCGAAGGUUCGUAAUUCUGAAACACGUAAAUUGCCUAUACCUCGAUGUUCGUUAAUCCGAAAACGAAAUAAGGUUCGUUGUUCCGAAGGUUCUUUAGUCCGAAAACGAAAUAAGGCUCGUUAAUAAUUUCGUUUUCGGACUAACGAACCUUCGGAAAUCCAAGCCUUCGGAAUAACGAAGCUUCGGAAUUACGAAUGUAUGCGAAUAUAAAAGCCCUAAUUUAUUUCAAAUCGCUGAUUACUCGUCGCACAUUUUUAAAGCAUAGUGGGGACCGGUAUUGGGGACAAUAUUAAAGUAUAUAUAUAUAUAUAUUGCACCUGCAAUGCACUAAAUUUUAUCCUCGGCAUUUUAUUCCCAGAAAUUGAGUUCAAAAGGAGGUCAUUCUCUUAUAAAGCAAGCUCCCUAUUAAAUUAACCCCCCUUUUUCCUUUUCAAUCCAUCAAUGUUAUCAAUUCUUUCAACGAGAAUACCAAUUGUCCAAACAUUUAUUUUGACAUAAACUCUGGUAUUGCUUCCUCCAAUGUUUUGGUUUGUUUGUUUUAUGUUUAUUUUAUACAUUAUAACUUUUGUUUUACUUUAUGUUAAUUAUCAUUUGUAUUUAUGUAUAUAAUAUCAUGUUUAUGUUCUAAUAUAUUCUGUUUGUAAAAGCGGAGGGUUCCGUUGUAAAGCCGUUUUUGUAUUAACUAAACAGGAAUACCAGGCACCUUAGUAUAUCAUAUAUAAUAAAGAAAACAUGAAUAAAUGAAUAAUAAAUAAUAACAAGAUUUUAGAAAACAGUUUUGCGCAUGAGUACAAGUGGGCCUGUAUAACAUGUAUAAUAUAUUGUCUUGGAAAUGCGUUUAUCCUUAAUUGUGAACAAAAGAUAGAAAUGUACUUUUAUUUAGAAUGGUUAUACGUUAAGUAAUUAUAGUAGAUUAAAUGAAAUAUAUUUAAAA